AACUGUAAAGAAGGUAACCGACUGUGCAUGAAGUUGAUCCGAGAUUGCUGUUACACAUCUGGUUUCGGAGCUCUGGGAUGUUAAGUGGAAAAACGAACCAAGACAAAACAAAUCUUUGCCUAAAAAUGGCUUUUCUCUGUAUUUGAUGCACCAUGUCAAAAGAAGUUGACUAUUACAACAUGACAGCCUAAUCUCAUCUGGGAGAGACUGAAAAAAAAAAAGUUAAAAAAAAAAAGUGAGUUUUGGAUUUGCAAUGAUGUUGCGUCCUGGAUCUGCAAUGAUGAUCCACAUGAACGGACUGGGGUAUGCACCCCAGAACCUGGCCCGGGUGGUGGUGUGGGAGUGGCUGAACGAGCACGGUCGGUGGCGGCCCUACAGCGCUGCCGUGUGCCACCACAUCGAGAACGUGUUGAAGGGGGACUCGCGGGGCACAGUGGUGCUGGGCCAGGUGGACCCACAACUGGCCCCUUACAUCAUAGACCUGCAAUCAAUGCACCAGUUUCGACAGGACACAGGCACCAUGCGGCCUGCGCAGCGUAACUUCUAUGAGCCCUCCUCGGCCCCGGGGAAGGGGGUGGUGUGGGAGUGGGAGAACGACAGCGGCUCCUGGACCCCCUACGACAUGGAGAUCUGCGUGACUAUCCAGAACGCCUAUGAGAAGCAGCACCCGUGGCUGGACCUCACAUCGCUGGGCUUCUGCUACCUCAUUGACUUCAACAGCAUGACCCAGACCAACCGGCAGAGCCAGCGCAAGAGGAGGCUGCGCCGCAGGAUGGACCUAGCCUACCCGCUCACCACGGGCUCCAUCCCCAAGUCCCAGUCCUGGCCUGUCGGCAGCAGCUCUGGUCAGCCCUGCUCCUGCCAGCAGUGCAUCCUGGUCAACAGCACCCGGGCCGCCUCCAACGCCAUCCUGGCCUCCCAGCGCCGCAAAGUCUACACCGGUGCCAACGGGACCCCCGGGACCCUCACUCUGGUUAGGCAGAGCAACACCUUUGCCGGCACCACCCUCUGGUCCCCCACCUCUUCGGUCAGCAGUGGCUCGGCCAAGCCAGAGCAGGUCCAGUCCCCAGGUACGGGAACCACCUACCCCAGGGUUCCUGCUCUCCCUGCCCCCACCCACGUCCCUGGGCAGAACAACCUGAACCGGCCGGGCCCUCAGCGCUCUGCCUUGGUGAGCACGCGAGGAUCCAUCCCACUAGGGGUCCCUGCACUUCCUGUGAAGAACCUCACUGGCUCUGGCCCAGUUCACCCUGCACUGGCUGGUAUGACUGGGAUCCUGAUGUGUGCGGCGGGCCUCCCUGUGUGUCUGACCAGGGCCCCCAAACCCAUCCUGUACCCCCCGCCCAUCAACAAGAGCGACAUUAAGCCCGUCCCAGGGGUGAACGGCACCUGCCGCAAAACCAAGAAGAAGCACCUGAAGAAAGGGAAGAACCCAGAGGAUGUGGUGAAGAGGUACAUGGAAAAAGUAAAGGUGGUUCCUGACGAGGACUGCACUAUCUGUAUGGAGAGACUGACCACCUCGUCCGGCUAUGAGGGGGUGCUCAGUCACAAAGGGAUCAAGUCAGACCUGGUGGGCAAGCUGAGCAAGUGUGGCCACAUCUAUCACCUGCUGUGCCUGGUAGCCAUGUACAACAACGGCAACAAGGACGGCAGUCUGCAGUGCCCCACCUGCAAAGCUAUCUAUGGUGAAAAGACAGGCACACAGCCUCCUGGGAAGAUGGAGUUCCACGUCAUCCCCCACUGCCUUCCCGGAUACCCCGAAUUCAAAACCAUCCGCAUUAUCUACGAUAUCCCUGCCGGCAUCCAGGGCACCGAGCACCCAAAUCCAGGGAAGAAGUUUAGUGCCAGAGGAUUCCCCCGGCACUGCUACCUGCCGGACGUAGAAAAGGGAAGAAAGGUCCUAAAGCUGUUGAUAGUUGCCUGGGACCGCCGCUUGAUCUUUACCAUCGGCACGUCCAACACCACUGGGGAGACGGACACAGUGGUCUGGAACGAGAUCCACCACAAGACAGAAUUUGGCUCCAACUUGACAGGACAUGGCUACCCAGACCCCAAAUACCUGGGCAAUGUCCUGGCGGAACUCUCCGCUCAGGGAGUGACCGACGAGGUGCUGAAAGACUGAGGCACAGCGAGAGAGAGGAGCAACUUGUCACGAAGAAGGAACUUCUUUACUUCACGCAAAAGGAAAGCAAAAGGAAUCUUCUUUAACUUAGUGACUUGCUAAAAAAACUAAAACUAAAAAAAAAACACUAUUUCUUCUGCUUUAGCUUCUUUUGCCUUGGGCUUGCCAAAAAAAUGAAAACUAAAAUGGAGGAACAAAGUUCUUAGCCUUCCCUUCUGGGAGGUGUUUAGGGGGUGGCUGGGACUGCUGCAUUUUUAUUGGUCACUGUGUCUGUGGGGGUGGGGCCGAGCAGAGAGGCUCUUCCACUUAGAGAUGGUAGAUUGUCAGGAAAGGGCAAAGUCGCCAAUUUAAUGUUACGUUUUUUCUUUGUCUUGAAUAAAUAUAUCAAAUAUAGGAAUAUAUUAAUGGAUUCAUUAAGAUAAUAAGCCCUAUUAGUUAAAGGAGCGGUGUCUGAAUAUUUUAGUGUUCUCAACUAACCUUUGGAAUGGAGAAUCUAUAUGUAAUCUAACUGUUUAAAAUGUAUAUUUUACCUACAAAGUGGCUAAACACACAAAACUUGCUCCAGUUAGUCUGUCUAGACCCUGCAGAUUGGAAGCUUUUGUCCCUUCCACAUGCAAAAACUGAGAGAUGUUUAAUAAACUUACAUUAAUAUAGAUUUAGAUUUUCAUUUUUACUGCCUAUUUACCCUUUUUGAACAUUAUAAUGUUCUGUUUUUGCUUGUCAAGUCGUUACAUUCUAUAUACUAUAGUUUGUGUGCUACCAAAAAAACCCUAGAAACUGCACUGUGGGAAGAUGUAUGACCUUAGUACAGCUUAUACUUUAAGUUCUGCUUAUGGUAGCCACUUCUGGUGAAGAAUUUCAAAGAAAAGCUGGUUCUAAUGACAUUGCAGUUGUUUCUUUAUAGCAAAUGUAUUAAGAAAGGGAGUUUAAAAACAGUGGUUCCAGCAACAUCAUGAGAAUGUGAGAAUUUAGCUCAAUUAGCUCAAUUAGCUCAAUUAGCUCAAUUAGCUUGCCAAUACAAGUUCAGAGUAGAUGUAUUAGUAUAAUAAUGUGGAUGUAUUUAAACAUACUUGGACCAUUUAUAAACAUAUUUCCUCAACCAGUCCUUCCAAGAUUUAAAAUAAAUCCUUAAAUUGAAUUUCUUACAUAGUGGUCUGUUUGUGUCCCAUUCGGUGCCCCUUGCAUGUUUUAAAAAUAUGUUUUACAAACAAGUACAUUACAUUGUAAGAAGGCUGUUACUUCACAAGUCCAUGCUGGAAGUAUGAGCUUUCUAAGUGUUUAUUGUGAAAUGCAUUUAUAUAACAGAAACACCAGCCCUGCUAACUUCACAACAGUGCAGCCUAUUGAAGAGUAAAAUAAGCAGAUAACAUGGAAAUAUAUAUUUAGUAUAAAACUGACCAUUGCAGCUUUAACCCCUAAGAACUAGGCAGUUUUUAAAUGUUUCAUGUUAAAAAAAUUAUUGAAUGAAUUUCAUGUAACAUUUUAGGUAUCCGUUUUAAGUGAUUAUAAACAGUCUACAAACAUGUUAUUAAUUAUGCUAUUAACAAUUAUAGAAUAUGAUUAGAGAUAACAACACUGUAUACACUUUUGCCAUUUUGGUUUUGCUAUUGUUUAUAAUCAGUUAUAAUGAAUAUAGUCUGUCUGCCUAUCUUUUCAGGUUUGUAUCGCUGCUUGUCUGUCUGUCUUUAUAUGUCAGUCACACCAAUUAUAGGGAUGCUUUUGCAAUGCAGUUAUACACUUUUGACAUUGUUUUUUUGGGUUUUUUUUUUUGCUAUAGUUUAUAAUCACUUAUAAUAGAUACAUAAACUACAGUGUUACCGUGUUAUUUUCAUAAAUAAAAACAAAACUACAUUAUGAAUGUUAUAAAUAUAUACAUUUAAAUAUAUAGUGUCAAGAAGGAAUUCAAUGAAAGUAGAAGAGUUUGAACAGGAUAGCACUCAGUCCUUUCCUCCACUCUUUUGGUCCCUCAAGUUUAAUCACCAGGCCACCCUAUUUCCUAGUCCAUCAGCUCUAACCAUCAGACCACAUUGUCUCCCAGUCCCUCAGCUCUAAGCAAAAGGCCACAUUGCCUUUUAGUCUCUCAGCUCUAACCACUAGGCCACACUGUCUCCUUGUCCUGCAGCUCUAACCACUUGACCACACUUCCCUUAAUCACCCCUCAGUCCUCAUAUAGUCUCACUGCUUCCAAUGUGUCCACUGAUCUCCUUUUUUAAAUUUAAGUGGAUGUUUGUUUUUUUAUAUUGUCAAUUUUCUUAAUGAUCUGAACAGCAGCAGAUUAUAAUUAAUGCUAAUGUUUUCCUGGUGAUUUAAUGAACCCUUAUUAACAUCACUAAAUGCAAUACCAAUACAGUGAAAAUAGAACCGCAGUUAAAGAUCAUGUUAUGAAUUUCAAAACGACGGCAUUAAGAUCGGACACGGUUCACAUUAUUAAAACAGGACCCUAUAAAUCAUCCAAUCUUAGAUCGACAGUGCGACCCAGAAUGCGUAUCAAUCCUAACAUCUGUAGAAAACAGGGACUAAUGGAUCUGUGAUAUCCCGAAGUAUUGAAAUGUCACAUUGCAACACUGACUCUCCCCUACACAUUUCCAUCUGAAAACACCAUUGAUUUCCACAUGUGCCCUAAAGCCGAUUCAAUACAGUGCCCAUGGAGUAAAUCUAAUGGAAAUUUGAUGGGAAUGUACUGAUUCCUCUUGGCUAAUCGUUUCCAUUAGCAGAAGUUACUUUAGGUUAUAUAUUGGUCUCUUUAUACAGGGGAGGUGGGAAGUAAAUAACAGAUGCAACCACAGGCUUUGGAGAAUACCAUGAAGAUGCUUGGGUGUAGCACAAACCUUGAACCUACAAAAGACUUGUUGCUAUCAAAGAACCAUUCCAAUAACAACUACAACGUGGACGUGCAAUAACUUUCUUAGUUCUGUGUGGUAAUGCGUGUAGUACGGACACGACAUUUGGGACCGGGCAGCUAAUUUUGAUUAAAGCAAGUAGGAUUUAUGCAAACCUACUUUAGAUCCAGGACAACCACAGUGUAUGUGAUGGAACUGAAAGGAAACAUCACAUUGACUCCAGCACUCCACAAUGCUAUUUAAUGUGAGCCUGUAACUGUAGUCUAAACAGGAGUGCGCUACCAUUUAGAAACCCAUUGCCCAUGUGAAACAGACCUAACAUUCUUUGAGUUAGGUCAACGCAUGACAAACCUUGCUAUUGAAUGCUGAAGUUCUAGACAGUCGGAUGCAGGUCAGGUUGUUUGGAUCUGAUUGUCUGGAGUCCAUUCAUUGUUUUAAUGUCAUAGCGAGGGAGGAGGUGGGCAUGUUUUUUCUUUGUUUUUGAUGUGCUCAAGGAGGUUGAUAUUUUGUUUUCCUGCUCAAAAGUGUCCAAGGUGUUCUGAAGACACUAUCACAGACUUUUGUUAACAGAAAGUAUGGAUAUUAAAGGAGCACAUGAAUGAAAAACUUUGAGAGGCAAAGCUUAGCAUAUUAUUUAAAACAAUAAAGGGCUUGUCAUUUUAUUAGUCUUGACUAUAAAGUUGAACAUGUUGCAUGGUUGUGUGUUAUUUGUGAAUAAAUCAAUGUUGCCUCAAA
This is a messenger RNA of Polyodon spathula (Mississippi paddlefish), 5697 nucleotides long. RefSeq names its product E3 ubiquitin-protein ligase DTX1-like. Gene Ontology annotation, biological process: protein ubiquitination; Notch signaling pathway. The coding region runs from base 254 to 2122 and encodes 622 amino acids. The transcript has 9 exons. The record is from RefSeq and is a predicted model, not a curated record. Gene Ontology annotation, cellular component: nucleoplasm. Gene Ontology annotation, molecular function: zinc ion binding; ubiquitin protein ligase activity. Lineage: Eukaryota; Metazoa; Chordata; Actinopteri; Acipenseriformes; Polyodontidae.